Messenger RNA from Sipha flava (yellow sugarcane aphid), 1698 nucleotides. RefSeq lists its product as uncharacterized. The coding region runs from base 421 to 1689 and encodes 422 amino acids. Gene Ontology annotation, biological process: septate junction assembly. The transcript is spliced from 5 exons. The record is from RefSeq and is a predicted model, not a curated record. NCBI's taxonomy places the organism in Eukaryota, Metazoa, Arthropoda, Insecta, Hemiptera, Aphididae.
CCGGAGUGGAUACAUAGUCGCGUGCCGUACAUCGUAUGCACACCGCCACCUUAGCCAACAAACACACACCGACCCGUUUUGCUUACGUUUAAUAUAGUGUUAACUUUAGAACACGGACUCGUCCAAAGUCGGUGCCCUAUCCGUCGCGAAUAAAACGUCUCCGUGAUUUGAAUAUAAUACAUAAAUAAAUAUUUUGUUUUAUUUAAUUAUUUAAUGUAAUGUUGUAUUUAACGGUAUAUUAACAUUUCGUAGUAAUAUUGUAUCCAUACGUCGGACGUGGGGUGAGAUUUCGAACCAGAAAACAUUCGAUGCGUAUUCGAUACGAAAAAAGCGUGCCCAACAAUCGUGAUCGACGUGAACAGUGCAGUUGGUGAGUUGUGAUGAAAUGAGUUUGGUUUUACCUAUAUCCAAGGUCAAAACAUGUCCGUUUGCGAUUGCUGGGCCAGUUUCAAGUUUUCUCAAAUCAUUUUGUGUUUGAGUUGUCUACUCUACAAGAGAUGGUCCGACGCAGAAGCCACCAGACUGUUUUAUUUUUUUGAGAAGACGUCUCGGGAGUGGCCUUUAUUGAAUAACAUAACAAGGAACGGGGCAGGGUCUCUGUUCGCGGACGUCACGUUCGGCGGUUACAUAAUAAUAUGCGUGGCACUGUUCAUAGCGUAUUUGAUGGGCGAACUAAAGAACAGCAAAAGAACGGAAUCGUUUCUGUUGGUCAUCGGCGCUACGUUGUUUAUCGCCGUCGGUUGUCUGGUGAUGACAUCUGUGGACAGUGUGCCCAGAGAUUUGAUGGUCAACGCUCUUGUUCUUGGCACUUUGUCCAUUGUGACAGGUAUGGUGUUCAUAUUGGACACAUGUCUGUCAAACAGUCGAAACGACAAGAAGUCGCAUAUACCGAAAAACACUAGGUACGGCGACAUCGCGCGAACCAGGACAGCGGUAAACACCAAUACGGUCAACAAUGGUGUGCACAUUAAUAAUGGCAUGCACGUCAACAAUGAUGUAUCCGUCAACAACGGAGUGAUAUUGAAGCAGCGGGAGAUGGUAGAGAAGAAACUGAACGGCUUGUUGCAGACGACGAGCGCCAACGGACACGCGGUGUUGACGAAAAACGAAGGGGUUCAGACGUCGGCCGAAGCAAUGAGGCAAAAAGGUGAAGCGGACGAACGCGACGGGACGGAGCCCGUUCACCAGUACGGUCGCAAGUAUUUGAACGACCGCGGAUUCAGCGGUCAUAGUCACGCUGAUUGGUACGACACAGACAUGGACUUGCCGAAAAUGAAGAAGCUCGAGAUCAACGUACCUCUGGAGGAGUCAUCGGAUUAUCGACACAGUGGAUUUGUAAAUGUCAAGAACGGCGUUAAGCUGCAAUCGCCUAGCAUCACGAGUACGAUGCACAAUCAACAAGAAAGCCCAAAAGAAGAAAACGAACACGAAGUGAAAAACGCCAGUGUGCCGUACGUUUUAUCGGAAAAAAAAAGAGCGACGAGACCGACCGAUCUGCCGUUAAAAUCACCGGUGGAAAGAGUAAAUGAUUCGUUACAGAAAUCGGUUAAAAGUCGAUUUUAUUUCGGUGCUAAUGCAGAUGAACCUAAAUCGCCAAAUGAUCCCGGUUAUGUACUUCACACUGCAUCGCGUUGGGAAGAACAACCAGCACAAAACGGUUAUAAAAAUUUUAAAAGAAGUCAAGUGUGAUUAAUGUAA